Abrus precatorius (Indian licorice) is the source of this 1844-nucleotide messenger RNA. RefSeq names its product TBC1 domain family member 22B-like. The record is from RefSeq and is a predicted model, not a curated record. Lineage: Eukaryota; Viridiplantae; Streptophyta; Magnoliopsida; Fabales; Fabaceae. The transcript has 10 exons. Gene Ontology annotation, biological process: activation of GTPase activity. Gene Ontology annotation, molecular function: GTPase activator activity. Bases 254 to 1576 code for a protein of 440 amino acids.
AACAAUUUAUUCCAUCCAAAGGCUGCGCCAAAAGGCACUGUCUGAAAAUAAUUAUACACUGCGAUUAUGAAAAUUUGGGAAUUAAACAAACGCGAAGCGUAGCGAUGUGGGUUUCCAUAAGUUCUAAGCAUGAUGGUUAGUGCGACUGAGAAUGUUAUUUUGGUAGUAAUAAAUGAUGGGAUGAUUCUUAAUUUCCGCGAUUCCCUUUGAAGCAAAAGCAGUAGCAGUAACCAGCGCGAAUCCAACGCUAAGCAUGAGCAAGCGACAAGAAGAUGAGCGUAACAUAGCUGCUCUCGACUCCAGAUUCAGCCAGACCCUCAGAAAUGUUCAAGGGUUACUCAAAGGUCGUAGCAUGCCUGGUAAAAUAUUAUUGAGUCGUUGGUCUGACUCACCGGACAACUCAAAUUACAAGAGGAGUUUUUCUCACAAUGAUGCUGGCACAAGUGAUCAUGCAUCUGGGACAAUAGAGGAGGAAUUGCAUAGUACAAGCAAACCAAUUAGUGUUGCUAAUGUUACUAAGCUACAGAUCUCAACAUCCUUUGGAGACAGCCCACCUGAAGAAAUCCGCAAGUCUACCAUGGGUGCUAGAGCUACAGAUUCUACAAGAGUUAUGAAGUUCACUAAGGUGCUUUCCGGGACAGUGGUUAUAUUAGAUAAGUUGCGUGAAUUAGCUUGGAGUGGUGUUCCAGACGAUAUGCGUCCUAAGGUGUGGAGACUUCUCUUGGGAUAUGCACCACCUAAUUCAGAUAGAAGCGAGGGAGUUCUAAGAAGGAAGCGCCUUGAAUAUCUCGACUGUAUUUCACAGUAUUACGAUAUUCCUGAUACAGAACGUUCAGAUGACGAGGUCAACAUGCUUCGCCAGAUUGGUGUUGAUUGUCCAAGAACUGUUCCUGAUGUUCCAUUCUUCCAGCAACAGCAAGUUCAGAAAUCAUUGGAACGUAUUCUUUAUGCAUGGGCCAUUCGGCAUCCUGCAAGUGGAUAUGUUCAGGGGAUAAAUGAUCUCGUUACACCAUUUCUGGUUGUUUUCUUGUCAGAAUAUUUAGAAGGGGGUAUAGAUAAUUGGUCAAUGUCUGAUUUAUCUUCAGAUAUAAUCUCUAAUAUAGAGGCUGACUGCUACUGGUGCCUGUCAAAGUUGCUUGAUGGUAUGCAAGACCAUUACACAUUUGCUCAACCUGGAAUUCAGAGGCUCGUUUUUAAGUUGAAAGAAUUGGUCAGGAGGAUUGAUGAGCCUGUUUCGCGACAUAUGGAGGAUCAGGGACUUGAAUUUCUUCAGUUUGCUUUCCGCUGGUUCAACUGUCUUCUAAUCCGUGAGAUACCAUUCCAUCUCAUCAGCCGCCUUUGGGACACAUAUCUAGCUGAAGGAGAUGCCUUACCAGACUUCCUAGUAUAUAUAUUUGCCAGCUUCCUUCUAACGUGGUCGGACAAACUCCAGAAACUGGAUUUCCAAGAAUUGGUGAUGUUCCUUCAACACCUUCCAACACAAAACUGGACACACCAAGAGCUGGAGAUGGUGCUUUCCCGGGCAUUUAUGUGGCACAGCAUGUUCAACAACUCUCCAAACCAUUUAGCUAGCUGAGCUGGCAAUUGUGUUUUUCCGAAUGUAGUUCUCCUUCAGUUUUCCCUUUUCUUGCUUUCUACCACUUUCGCUCUUGGUCAGUGUAUGGUGCUUUUCGGUGAUGAACUAAUUUUUUAACCAAUUUUACUUGUACGUUACCUUGUAAUAUUUUUGUAAAGGAGAGACAAAAACAAAUGAUAGCUAGAGUCUAUUUUGUUGUAUUAACUAUAUAUUUUCAGAACAGCAAUCAAUACCCAGUUUGUGUAUGCAUUCUUUUAAUGAAUUCUUG